AUGCCAGCAAUUAGUGCACUAACACGAGGGCAGCCAUGGCUUGCGUGCUUCUGUACGGCGGUGGCGUUGCUUUGCUAUACUGCAUCCUGUUCCCCGUCGCUAGCUGCGCGUUCGUGCAGCUGCUGCGAUGAGGAGCUGAAGAAUAGGGACGACAUCGUCUACUACAGCUUCCCCUCCUUCAAUAGAAGUCUCGCGAGCACUGCCUUGGCGCCGCUCAAGGAUGCAAGCAUAAAUGGGGGAGCCCUCCAGCUGACUCCAGACACCAGAAACAACGUUGCCUUCCUUGUCAACAGGUCCGGGUCCGUUCUCCUCGUGUCCCCGGUCACGCUGUGGCGCGUCGACUCGCUCGGGGUGAGGCACGCCGCCUCCUUCAACACCUCCUUCGACAUGAAUGUCUUCCGAGAAGAUAUGAGUUCGAAUGGCGAGGGCCUUGCUUUCGUCAUCGCCACCUCCCUCGAUGGCCCUCCGCCGGGCAGCCAUGGCGGAUUCCUCGGACUCACAAACACCACCUCAAAGUCUACUUCCAGAAACUUCGUCGCCGUCGAGUUCGACACGGCCAAGCAGCCGUACGACCCUGACGACAACCAUGUCGGCCUCAACAUCGGCAGCGUCGUCUCCGACCCCGCCGUGCCGCUGUCCUCGGUCCUGCCUGGCAACCUUACGAUCAAGACAACAGAAGUACAACCGACGAAUUACACCGUGUGGAUCGUCUACAGCGGCGUGGGGCACCACAUAUGGGUAUACAUGGCUCCCCAGGGCCAGGAGAGACCAGAGCAUGCCGUCCUUGACGCGCCGCUCAACAUCAGCUUUCAUCUCCCACAGAGAGCCUACAUCGGUUUCUCCGCGUCGACGGGGGCAAACUACGAGCUGCACUGCAUCAUGAGCUGGAACUUGUCGAUUGAAAAGCUCCCCGGCGAUGACCGUCACGGUGAGAAAUGGAAGGUGAUACUCCCGGCGGUCAUUGGUACGGUUGCCGUAACGGCCGCCAUGAUCGUCGCCGCGGCCUUCUACUUCAACUCGAGGUAUAAGGCCCUCAAGAUGGAGCUGAAGCUAUCCGAGGCUCUCCGGCGGCUUCCCGGGACGCCCAGGGAGUUCAAGUACGCCACCGUGAGGCAGGCCACCAACAACUUCGCCCAGGCAAGGAAGCUAGGCAAAGGAGGCUUUGGCGCCGUGUACAAGGGAACACUACGCUCUCCAGUUUCAGGGACGACCAAGGCACGCGUCGACGUGGCGGUGAAGAAGUUCACGCGUAAAGAAAACCGCUGCUACGACGACUUCCUCGCAGAGGUCGAUGUCAUCAACCGUCUGCGUCACCGAAAUAUCGUGCCGCUUGUUGGUUGGUGCUAUCAGAAAGGUGAACUCCUCCUCAUCGACUAG
Messenger RNA from Triticum turgidum subsp. durum (durum wheat), 1377 nucleotides. The record is from the annotation of a GenBank genome assembly. Lineage: Eukaryota; Viridiplantae; Streptophyta; Magnoliopsida; Poales; Poaceae.